Dermatophagoides farinae (American house dust mite) is the source of this 967-nucleotide messenger RNA. RefSeq lists its product as uncharacterized. Gene Ontology annotation, cellular component: lysosomal membrane; trans-Golgi network membrane. Lineage: Eukaryota; Metazoa; Arthropoda; Arachnida; Sarcoptiformes; Pyroglyphidae. The record is from RefSeq and is a predicted model, not a curated record. Gene Ontology annotation, biological process: regulated exocytosis.
UUGAAAAUUGGACUUGACUUUGUUUCCAAACGUUUAGCUUUCACUCUAUCUCCCUGUCUCUGUGUCUCUGUUUCCCUUCGACUCUAUUUUUGGUCCCUGGUUUCAAUUUUUUUUUUUGAAUUAUUAUCCAGAAUAAUAAUAAUAAAUUGAUUAUUAUAAAUUCCUCAGUAAAAAAAAAAAUGUCUUCAGCUAAACCACCGAUGACUCGAAUGCAAGGCCGAAAAAUGGCUGGUGGUCGAUCACAAUCGGAUGAAAUACCAAAUAAAUUUGCCAUGAUUAAUGUAACUGUCAGUAUGUUGAUUUUUGUGGCCAUGACUUUUGCGUUUUUCAAAUUUCAUAAAUUGAUUGUCCAAACUCCAAAACUAAUUUCGGUAACUGACCGCCUGGUAUACACAUUACAAAUGCAGCCAUUUACAAUGAUUCCAAUGUAUUUUUGCGUCUUGAAUGUUAUAAUGAAUCGAUUACAAACUUCCGUAUUGAAUCCGUUGAGUGGACAUGAAGCUUACAUUGAAAAAUCGGUUCGAAUAUUGACCAAUACAUUUGAACAGACAUUCAUGAAUGUUAUUUGUCAAUUGUCGUUGGCUGUCUAUAUUCAUUCGGAAUACAUGUAUUUCAUUCCAUAUAUGGUUUUUUGUUUCGUCGCUGGUCGAAUCCUGUUCAUCGUUGGCUAUACCAUUCAUCCAAAAUAUCGUACAUUUGGUUUCGUUUUAUCACAUGGUAUUACAUCGUUGGCAUUCAUGUUUACACUUGGCUAUGCAACUGGUAUAACACGAUUGUUCCAUUCAUCAAGUAGUCCAGGAAAAACUGAACUUUAAAUUUCAUUCAUUAUAUGAUAUGAUUAUAUAUAAUUAUAAUCACUAUAUAUUAUCAUCAUUCAAUUUUAUAUAAUCAACUCAUAUAAACCAUAAAUUAUAUCGAAUAGCUUUGAACAUAAAUAAUUCAUAAAUACUCACUAAAUAUCCAUUCA